AAUUCUGAUACUAUAUUUGAGGCAAAUCCCAUCUUUCUUCAACUCUUUACUGUUUUUUUUUUUAAGUUUAUAUUUUGAAAAGUGUGUCAUCUCUCUUAAUUUAGUCCUGAAACUCUCUCUCUUAGGUCACACAUUAUAAAAAAAAGGCUAUUACCAAUUCUCUGAUUUUCCAUAAACUGAUAUUCAGAAGCACUGGCAUUAUAUAUAAAUGCAGCACAGACCCUCUUAUGUGCUAUCUAGGCUGUAGCUUGAGAGAGCCAAAGGACAAAGCAUUCUUAUUCUUUUGUGCAGAAGAAGUGAGAAAACCCAAAAAGAAAAUCCCCAAAGAAAAAAAAAAAAAAACAUAUCUUCUUGGGGUUUGCAGAACAACCCUCUGUGCCAGAAUUAGAAGGUGGGGUUUGAGUUGGAUAUUGGGUCCCUUGAUUCCAAUGUCCCUCUUUUGUUCCUUUUGGUUUUGCAGCAAGAUUUUGUCUGCCUUGUUCUGUGAAACCCAAAAAGAAUUUGUUUUUAUUUCUCAUAGGUAGGAUAGAGCAAGCUAGCUAGUAGCUACACAUUCUGGGUUUGGUUUGUUUUCUCAUAUUUCUUCCUUUCUCUCCUCUUUUGUUUUCAUUUUCAGAAACUCCCAAGACAAAAAGAAGCAAUCUUGUAUUACAGUAUUCCUCAAGAUUCUGGAAAAAGAUAUCUGUUUUUCAAUUUUCUGGCUGGAAGGUCAUACAUAGAAGCAUUAAUGCAUGACUCUUUAUGACUUUAAGUAACUCGCUGCAAAAAUAGUGUCCUGAUGACUUGAGCAAAAGCUGAAAGCUUGAACCCACUAAGCAUUUCACACAAUCAAAAGUUCGUGGUUUUUGAGUCUUCUACAAUUUUUGAAGCUAGUAAAUUAAGUCCUUCCCCAUUUGGAAACUUGAAGGCUGUAACUUGUAAAGCAGAAGAGAACAGAGGAGGUGAAGAUGUCUGCAAAGGUGUUUCAUUCAUUCAGAGAUGAGAAUCGUGAUCUCCAUAAGCAACUUGGGUGCAUGAGCGGGAUUUUUCAGCUGUUUGAUCGCCGGCAUUUCCUCUCCGGCCGGAGCAUCAAUGGCCACAGUCACAAGAGACUUCCUCCAGGUGAGAAUGGCAACCAAGAAAUAGAUCCCAAAAGCAGAGCACUGCCCAAAGCUACAGAUAAAAAUCGAAAAAAGGCUGUCAAAGAGAGACGAAACUCCACAGAAUCAUCCACAACCACUGUUUCUUCAUCUUCUUGUUCAUCUAGCUUCUCAUCAUCUCUUGAAUACAACAAAGCAGCUCAGCAAGAACAAUCCUCGUCUGGCCAAACAAUUUACAAUGACAGACACACUCGGGACCUGUCCAUGAACAAACCGAAUAUUUCAAAGCCCUUAAGUCAGCAAUCCUUCGACUCAACCUACAGAGAAGCCCGUGGCAUUUCAGUCAGACCUGGAGGAAAAGAUGGAGUAGGUCAUAUAUUGAAAUACAUAGACUCCCCAAGGCCUUCACAACCACUAAAACCCAUCAAGCCAAGGGUUUCUGGUGGCGAGUCAUUUCAAGUUCAUGCCAAGCUUCGGGAAGCACAUCGAAAUUCCAACGAGGAGAAGGAUGGUUGCAUGCGAUUUGCGCCAAAAGAAGCAAGGAGGCUGUCUUAUGAUGAAAGGGCAUCACGAGAUACAGUGAAAUCCACAACAAAACUCAAAGAACUCCCAAGGCUUUCCUUGGACAGCAAAGAACGUUCCAUUAGGAGAGCUUGUAGCCCCGAAACAAGAUCAAAUCAUUUCUUCAAGGAUCUGCAGAGGGAGAAUGGGAACUGUGACAAAAUGCUUGACCUGCAGCCAGAACCCGGAAAUUCUAAAAGACCGAAUGUUGUUGCAAAGUUGAUGGGAUUGGAUCUCUCAGAUUCAGGGUCAACCAGUGUUACUCCAUUGAGGCUGAUUAAUACCUGUCCAUCUGAUAGAUUUGAUCCCUUGUCCAGAUCAUUGAGAAAAACAGAUGAAUCCAAGCAAGAUGUUUUGUCUGGGUCCCCAAGAAAUAUGCAGAAGGGCUUCAGCUCACCCCAGAGGAGAAGUGCCAAUUCAGUCAUGCAGCCCACCGCAAAUUCCAAGUUUCCAAUAGAAACAGCUCCUUGGAGGCAGCCACAUGGAAGCAAAGGUCCUCAAUCAACUUUCAACUGUCAAGAAGAACCUACAAAAGCACCAAAGUCAUCACCUUCAGUAUAUGGUGAAAUGGAGAAAAGACUAGCAGAACUAGAGUUCAAGAAAUCAGGAAAGGACCUCCGAGCUCUUAAACAGAUACUUGAAGCAAUGCAGAAGAGUAAGGAAAACUCGGAGGACAAAAAAGAAGCCUCAAAUUUUGCCUCUCAAGUAAGCAACAAAAGUGGUUUGUCUGAGAGCACAAUAUCAGCAAGCAAGAGAAAUACAAAACGUAGCUCAUCACUUCCAGCCACAGCCAUGGGUUCCAAAUCCCCAAAGAGUUACAAAUCACCAAUCAUCAUCAUGAAACCCGGUAAACUCAUGGAGAAAACACACAACUCUGCUUCCACAGUGAUCUCCAGGGACAACAGAUCAUGUCCGCGGAGGCUUCAGACUAGCAACCCUGGUGACAACAGAAAGGAAUUGCUUGACAGGAAAGCCAAAGAUUUGACUCCAAGAAACAUUCAUACUAGUGAUUCUUUCAAUGGACACCUUCGCUCCACUGAUAAGAAUUCUAAUGUAAGAACUUCUAAAGCUGCACAAAAACCAAAGAUGCCCCAGAGUGAAGAAAAUUCCCCGGGCCCAAGUAGGAGCAUCACGAGCCCAAGACUGCAAAACAGAAGAUUUGGAUUGGAGAAGCAAUCUCCUCCAACCACUCUAUCAUCAGAGUCAAGCAUGACCAGAAGGCAACACAGUAGGCAAUCACUAGAAGCAAGCACCCCGGGUAGAAAACUCAGGCCAAAAUCUCCCAGUUUUCAUCAAAGCAAUUGCCAACUGAGCGAGACUAGCACCAGUACAAGAGCUAUGAGUCACCAAGAUGAUACCACUUCUCAGCAAUCUGAAAGCAACAGCAGCUUGGCCUCACAUGCAGACACAGAAGCCACAAGCAUUCAUCAGUCAGAUAAGAUUAGAGAUACUUGCAUGAAGCAGCACAGCCAAAAACAAAACAGGCCAGCAGUAGGGUUGAGUGAUGAUAGGUUAACAGCAGAAAGUGGCAAAGCUUCCUUAGAACAACCAAGUCCUAUCUCCGUUCUUGAUUCUACAUUCUAUAGGGACGACUCGCCUUCUCCUGUGAAGAAGAUAUCAAAUGCCUUUAAAGAUGAUGGUGGGCAAAAUCUGGAUGAAGCAGAGUAUGGACCGAUGGACCUAGGUCUGAUAUCCAACAGUACAACGCCCAGUCUUGGUGCAGAGAUUGACCAUAAAAGGUUAGAGAACCUGAAGCACCUGAUUCAUAAUCAUCGACAUAUGAGCAGCACACAUGAAGAACCCAUCUUCGGGCCCAUUACUUUCCUCUGUGACCGCUCAAAUCCAGACCACAUGUACAUUUCAGAUAUAUUGCUAGCAUCAGGAAUUCUUAGGUAUCUCGAAUCUGCGUGGACAACCAUUGAGCUCCAGACAUUCGAACUCCUGAUCAACCCUAAUUUGUUCCUUGCACUGGAAGAAAUUAGGGCAGAUAUAGAGCCUUGGGAUGAUGGAAAGAGAUGUGAAAAGAUUCUCCAGUCCCAAUCAGAGGAAAAAAUUCAAAGAAAGCUAGUGUUCGAUGUUGUUAAAGAAUUCCUAGUUCAAAAAUUAGUUGUGGAGAACUCUUUCAAGCAGUGGUUCUCACCAAACAAGCUGGCAGAAGGGAAACCAAGAGGGCAGCAGCUUUUGACAGAAUUGUGCUCCCAGGUUGAUCAGCUACAAAGAAGCAACUUGAAUGGCAACCUAGAUGAUGAAGAUGAAAGUUUGACAAGUAUCUUGUUGGAAAAUUUCAUGGAUCAAUCACAGAAUUGGACAGUGUGUGAUGGUGAAAUUCCGAGUGUAGUGUUGGAUGUUGAGCGAUUGAUCUUUAAAGACUUGAUAACUGAAAUUGUGAGCAGUGAUGCAGUUGACCAUGCGGGUUGGUCUGGUGGGCAUUGUAGGCAACUGUUUUCCAAGAAGGGGCUCUGGUAACAUUGUUUUUCAAAAACCUGAAUGGUAUAAGAAAUAUGGUUUGAGAAGCAUCUGGUCAGUAGCUUUCAUACAUCGACCAAGGGAGUGGGACUGAUUGCAACAGUGAAACUCAGGCUCUGGUUUUUGUAUGUUGAGCAGUUGAUACUUAUAGAUCAAACCGUGAGGGGUGAUUGUAGGCAAUUAUUCUCUGCAUACGGACUUUGGUAAUAUAGAAUAUAUUCUCAUGCAGAAUUUGUUGUGAGAGAAGGGGAGGGGGGAGGGGGGAGGGACCAUUUUAAUUUGACUUCCAUUACUAUCUUUUGGUUUAUCUUCUCUAAUCACAAUUACUGGGUUACCGUUUAGCUCCUCUCUAACAUGUAAAUCUUUGAUAGAGGCUAAUGAUACAUCUGUAAUUUGAACUACAUUUUGAUAUUAUGUUAAAGGUUUAUGGGGCAUUUUCACAGGAAAGGGCAUUUUAUUUUACAGUCAUUCCUGUUUUUUGGUUC
Messenger RNA from Rosa rugosa (rugosa rose), 4591 nucleotides. Its product is annotated as protein LONGIFOLIA 2-like. Bases 948 to 4106 code for a protein of 1052 amino acids. The transcript is spliced from 5 exons. Lineage: Eukaryota; Viridiplantae; Streptophyta; Magnoliopsida; Rosales; Rosaceae. The record is from RefSeq and is a predicted model, not a curated record. Gene Ontology annotation, biological process: regulation of monopolar cell growth.